UUCAUUCAUAAAAACCAUCGCCAACUUAGGGAAUCAAACGAAAAAACAGAACUCAACGCGAUAAGCGAUCAGCAAUCAACAGCAGCAUCGGCAACAUCAAGCAGCCGAGACGCACCAGCAGCAGCAGCAACAGCAACACCACCCUCACCAUAGGUUGGCAACAAGUUAUUUUGAUGGAGUAUGCUAUAAAAGACACAGCUACUCAUGUUACUCUGAACUAGCACUCUCCACAGAGCUCAUUUAUUGUCAAUUCGGUUUUAAUUUUUUUUUUUAAAAAAAGAAACUACAAACAAGAUCUACCAGUACAAAAACAGAGCUUCGGUCCGCCAUCAACAGUCACUCCGAAAAUUGCAGGACGCCCAUAAAGCAAAACCCCCCCUUCGAAAAAAAGGGGCCUCAACGCCAUAAUCAAACAGCAGCAGCGUUGGCAAGAUCAAGCAGCCAAGACGCAGCAGCACCGCCCUCACCGCCUAACCAGAAAUUAGUACCCGUUCUGUUCUCAAAGAAGCGGAUUUUUACGUGUUUUGCUUCAAAUUAAGUUUCGCGUCGGUUUCGGUGGAGGAUUGCGGAUUUCCUUGGGGAUUAGGAAACGAUUGCAUUAUUUAGUGAGCUCGGUUUGAAUCUUUUGCUGAAGCCGUAAAAGAGGGGCUUAAAACUACUUCUGGAGAAGUCAUUGGUGUGAUAGGAGGGCAAAAUGUCCAAAUCUUGCAAAGGCCUAGCAAUGGAACUGGUGAAGUGCCUGAGUGAAUCAGAUUGCGUUAAGGUUGAAAAGCGAUCAUAUAGGGAAUGUGCUGGAGAGAAGAGCCCAUCGAUAGCAAGUGAGUGUGUGGGACUUAGGGAAACAUAUUUCAAUUGCAAGAGGGGCCAGGUUGAUAUGAGAGCUAGGAUUCGUGGAAACAAAGGCUACUAAGCGCUAUUGUCACCUUUUCUCAGCAAGGUUAUUGAGUUUUGAAACCUCAAAUUUUCGAGGCCUCCUUCGAGGCCGGCCUUUCAAAGGGGGAAAAUUGAUCAAUCACUUGCCAGUUCAGUUGUGGAGUGUGUACUUCAGAAGGGAUGUUUGAAGUUUGUCUGUCCUUUGCUGAAACUUUCAAUUUUGAUCGACGUUUUCUUAAUUAUUUUUGAGCAAACAACUAAAUCAAAUUGAGGCUUGAAAUGUGAUUUGUCAAAGCUCAUAACUCUUUGCGACAGCCAUGUGGACAUUAUGCACUCAAAAUGGCUUUUCUUGGUCACUUUAUAUUUCUCUCAAGGUCGUGUAGUUGGCGAUGUGCCCUUAAAAGGGUCCUAAAAGGGACUCGGAUAAUGCACUCAAAGUGGCUUUUAUGUCGAUGUAAGUUUAAAAACAUUAUGCAUUCCAAGAUAGCGACAAGUCAUUUUCUUUUGGUGAUUA
Juglans regia (Persian walnut) is the source of this 1387-nucleotide messenger RNA. RefSeq names its product cytochrome c oxidase assembly factor 5. The transcript is spliced from 7 exons. The record is from RefSeq and is a predicted model, not a curated record. The coding region runs from base 695 to 910 and encodes 71 amino acids. NCBI's taxonomy places the organism in Eukaryota, Viridiplantae, Streptophyta, Magnoliopsida, Fagales, Juglandaceae. Gene Ontology annotation, cellular component: mitochondrion. Gene Ontology annotation, biological process: mitochondrial respiratory chain complex IV assembly.